AUGAGUGCAUUGGAAUUUCUGGACAAAAUGAUGAGCAUGACACUAUCACAAAUUUCAAACAUAAGCAACAGGUCGUCGAAUGUUUUAGAUUUGGUGUUUGUGAACGAGCCGAAUGAUUUCAGUAUUUGCGAGGACAGAAAUACGAUCAUUGAGAAAGAACAGCAGGAUCCGAGUCACAAGCCGUACGAAAUCAAUGUUGACUAUUCGUGUAAUGUGGAGGUGAAAACGAUUUACUGCUACAAUAAUGGACAUUAUGAUCGGCGCGACAAAUUGUUCAAACGUAAAUGUAAUGGUGCAUUGACCUUGGAGUAUGAAAUAGCGCUUAAGGAUUUCAAUAAACUAAACGAUCGAUUGCAGCACGACCACCUCAUCAGAAUUCAGGAAAACAUCAAGAAUGAUCCAGCCGCAUUUUGGAAAUUUGCCAGAAUCAAUGGAGGCAUCGACGCAUAUCCGAAUCAGAUGAGUUAUGGUGACAGAGUGGGUAGAACGACGAACGAAAUUGUGGAUUUGUUUGCGGAGUAUUUCGAAUCUAUUUAUGUCAAUGAUGAAGAACCUUGGGAAUUCGACGACGCUUUUGUAGCUUCAAGCGAUUCGGUUGAUAUUGAAGUAUAUUUGUUUGAUGUAGAGAAUGCAAUAAAAUCGUUGAAGUUGAGCAGUGGAGCUGGGCCAGAUGAAAUUAAACCACGUUCCACGAGGGCAAAAUACCGGCUGCAAUUAAGAUAUCGAGAAUUGUAUACCGGUACCAAGAGGAAAGGUGAUAGGGCGGAAGUUAAAAAUUAUAGAGUCGUGGCGAUUCAACCGAUAGCAAUGAAAGUGCAAGAAAUGGCCGUCAAGUGCAAAACUGGACUAGUGGUUCAACCGCGACUAUCAGAUGUGCAGCAUGGUUUUCGUUACAAAAGAUUUAUUGUAACAAAUUUAUUGAAUUUGUCAGUACUGGCGUAUGAUGCAAUCGAGCGACGUUGUCAAGUGGACUUAUUUUAUGGUGACUUUAAGGCAGCAUUUGACAAGGUCUGGAUACGGAAAUUGAUAAUCAAGUUCGCUUCAUUUGGUGUUGGCAAAAAAACAACGAGAUGGAUUUGGCAAUAUUUAGUUGGAAGGACAAAUUACGUACAAAUUGAGAUAGAAAAGUCUAGAAUCUUCGAGUCACCAUCUGGAGUGCCACCGAAAAGUUCACUUGGUCUAUUGGCCUUCACCGUAUUCAUCGAAUAUCAAGGUCGUUAA
Messenger RNA from Bradysia coprophila, 1221 nucleotides. RefSeq lists its product as uncharacterized. NCBI's taxonomy places the organism in Eukaryota, Metazoa, Arthropoda, Insecta, Diptera, Sciaridae. The record is from RefSeq and is a predicted model, not a curated record.